Messenger RNA from Cynoglossus semilaevis (tongue sole), 3407 nucleotides. It is a transcript of the gene mynn, whose product is annotated as myoneurin. Gene Ontology annotation, molecular function: DNA-binding transcription factor activity, RNA polymerase II-specific; protein binding. The transcript is spliced from 9 exons. The record is from RefSeq and is a predicted model, not a curated record. Gene Ontology annotation, cellular component: nucleus. Lineage: Eukaryota; Metazoa; Chordata; Actinopteri; Pleuronectiformes; Cynoglossidae. Gene Ontology annotation, biological process: regulation of transcription by RNA polymerase II. The coding region runs from base 229 to 2397 and encodes 722 amino acids.
CAAUGAAAUUGUUUCUGCUGAAAGAGGAACAGACGAUUACGUCUGGCAGGUGUUUAUCUCGUCCUUACAGAGACUCUUUGGUGGAGAGGACACUCUCGCGAGAACUGUCGCCUCGUCCCGGGAUGAUGGCUGGAGACCGCUGAUAUUAGAGGAUCAUUUGAAAACAACCUGUAAGGGGAGGAAAAGCUGUUUUUCACAUCAGACUAAAACAAUAUUGAGGGAGCAGAGAUGACCCAGGUCACCAACCAUGGGAAGCUUCUCCUGCAGCGACUACAUCAGCAGCGGGAGAUGGAUUUCCUGUGUGACAUCACCAUUAUGGUCAGAGACGUGGAGUUCAGGGCCCACCGCAACAUUCUGGCCGCUUUCAGCAAGUAUUUCUACUCCCAAGCCAAGAAGGGUCAGGAGGUAGCAACUCUGGACCCUGACAAGGUCAGUCGCUAUGCUCUGGAAAAGCUGCUGGAGUUCAUGUACACUGGACAGAUGAACGUCAGCAGCACCAGACAAGCAGCUGUGCGUCAAGCAGCUGUGUUUCUAGGAAUGUCUGAAGCCACCAUGUAUCUGGAGGAAGUCCAUCAAACGUCAGAACCAAACAAAACGUCUCAGUCGGACCCGGUGUCCCCUAACAGCCCAAGUUCUCCACUCCCCUUGUCCAUUGAAUCCAUUGCAGAGGAAUCGAUUGGGGAUAAACAGGAGACUAAGGACCAGGAAGUUGAGCAGAAGGAGGAAGCUGGAGGUGUGGACGAAGAAGGAGAUGGAAGUGAUGAAGAGUACACACCAACAACUGCUUCGGGCGCUACACAGGGUCUGGGAAGGAAGAGAGGGCGCCCCAAGAGCAUCGGUGUUGGUGAAGAGGUGGGGGCUAGCAGCUCAGGGGAAGGCACCCCUAAAACUCAGGGAUACAGAGGGAGGGGACGAGGGAGAGGAAGGGGACGAGGACGAGGAAGAAGAGAAUUUAAGACUGAAGAUGCGGCUGAGGAUUCAGACACCAGUGUGAAGGACUUUGGUGACACCUCUGCUGACUGGAGUCCCUCCCAGGAAGAUGACCCCCUGACUAAAAAGCCAAGACUCAGCAGUGGUGAAAGGCGUGGCAGAGGCCGGGGCAGGGGCAAGGGUCGGGGUCGUGGUAGAAGGCGGGGCAGAGGCAGGAGGAUCGUAGAGGAGGCAGAGGAGAGCAGCGGCUCAUUAGGAGCUGAUGAUGGGGACGACGAAAUACAGGAGGAAGGAGGAGAGGGAAGUGAAAAGGAUCCUACGGUGGUGGAUGAGCUGUCGCUCUACUGCACCGAGUGCAAAAAAAUGUUCAAAGACGGCAGCAGCCUAAGACGCCAUGAAAAAAUCCACAAAGGACUGAAGCCUUUUGUCUGCAUCUUCUGCUCUAAAACGUUCAGACAAGCCACACAGCUGAAAACACACCUGCGCAUACACACAGGCGAGAAACCGUUUGGUUGCAGUGACUGUGACAAGUGCUUUGCUCAGAAGUGCCAAUUGGUGGCUCACCGCCGUAUGCACCACGGCGAGGAGAAACCCUACACCUGUGAGCGCUGUGGCUUCAAAUUUGCAACCUCGUCCAAUUACAAAAUACACAUCAGAUUGCACAGUGGGGAGAAACCAUAUGUGUGUGACAUCUGUGGUCAGGCAUUCGCUCAGUCCAGCACACUGACCUAUCACAAACGUCGACACACUGGAGAGAAACCGUACCAGUGUGAUCUCUGUGGAAUGUCCUUCUCUGUUUCCUCCUCUCUCAUCGCACACUCUAGGAAACACACAGGUGAAACUCCGUACAAAUGCACAACGCCCAAAUGUGACGCCAAAUUUGUGACAUCAUCGGAGCUGAAAAAACACAUCAGACGACUUCAUCCAGAGGGGAACAGCGGCGUCCAGUGUUUGCUGUGUGGCAACAGAUUUGCCAGUGUUAAGAACAUGAUCAAACACCAGGAAAAAGCUCACGCUGAUGAAGUGAGGCAACACAAGGAGAGGGCAAGAGCAGUGGUUCUCCUGGCCUCCAGUCACCCCGUGGCCUUCGUCCAGAGCAAACUAUCCCAGGACAACAAGGCCCUGGUCUCCAUCCCUGAGGGUGAGCCUGUGAACCCAGAACCUGCCACACCCAUCUCCAAAGCCCCGUCCACAUCCGAUGACACCAUCACAUCUGCAGCUGCUGCAGCAUCUAUAGACACCACUGCCAUCAUCCAGAGCUUCAAACCAGAGCCCUCCGAUCCGGCGGUCAGCAGCUCUUCCCAACAAGUGCCCUACGACCCAGACCAGGAGCAGACCAUCAACUCGGAGACACUCCACGCUCUGGUGGAGCAGCUGCGGCCACCACCGUCCCCGGCCCAGAGCCUGGAGCAGAUUGUCAUCAUCAGGACGGUGGACACAGCUGAGAACAACGCCGCUCAGCAGUGAUCGGGUUUUAAAAGCAGUUGGAACUGAAGCUAAAUGGGACAAUUCAAGACUUGUGGUGGACCUCCUCUGUUAGCAGUCUUAAUAGUCUUUAAAGGGAGAGUCUGUCUUUUUUUGGUUUUUUUGUAUGUGUGUAAGUGUAUGAGGAACUGACACAGAGAUGGUCCAGAUGUUACCAAGAGCCCAGACCAAGGAGCACCAAGAAAACACGAUAUUCUUCAUGGAUUCUUCAUUGACUGAUAACAUCACUGUUACUAAAAUCUGUUAUUAUGAGGAACGUUAUCACGCAAACUUCAUUUCACUGACGUAUUCAGGCAAGAAAAAAGUCUGUAGGAACAAAAUGCUGAUCACAGGGCAACUGUUGCUGUCCGUGUCCCUGUGCUAGAAUCACUCUCUGGACUUUUGGUGCAGGAGGAACAGCAGCUUACAGACUCAAGUUCCAACGACAAACAAAGUCCGUAAACUGCUAAGAUUAAUAUUAUGUAUUAAAGGUCUGAUCUGUGGGGUGGGGCUUUCAUCUAACGGAAUUUAAAGGUGAAAGAUUCUAAAUAUUAGUGUUUUGUUUAUUAAACCCUUAUUGAUUUCUUUUGUUUGUUAAAGUGAUAUUUUUUUUCAUGAAACAUCCGGUAUCAGCCACAAACCAGCUAAAACUAAAAAUCGUUUAGAGGAAAUAAUGAAACGGCUUGUGCUUGAUUGUCACUAGAUUCCGUUCUGGAUUUAGUUUCUUUGUAAUGUUUUCUUUAUCGCAGAAACUUCCCCUGUAUGUGUUUGACGUGAUUGAGACUUUGAUUGAGUUUUAGUUUUACUGUGACACAGUUCAUAGCUAUGUUUUUUAUUGUUGCCGAAAUCAUGAAACGCAUUACAUUACAUUGACUGUUCCCGUUCUCAUGAAAUUUAUGUCCUUCACUAUAUUUUUAAUUUUGUUAGUUGUGGUCAGUUGCGUGUUGUCAGUUUCAUAGGUGACAAACUCACUUCUGUAUGGAAACUACAAGAAAAUAAAACCAAAAAUAACA